Letharia columbiana is the source of this 1044-nucleotide messenger RNA. RefSeq lists its product as uncharacterized. Bases 1 to 1044 code for a protein of 347 amino acids. The transcript has 3 exons. The record is from RefSeq and is a predicted model, not a curated record. Lineage: Eukaryota; Fungi; Ascomycota; Lecanoromycetes; Lecanorales; Parmeliaceae.
AUGAUGCGACUGGAAUAUCAGACCCAUCGAGUGAAGUUUGGAUUUGGUAGGACAAACCGCGCGGAGCUCUUCGAAGAAUUCGCCCGAUACAACGCACGGUUGAGAGAACUGCUCGAUACGAGUGACCAGUCAGCAGCACUCAAGCAGUCCCGCCAACAAAUUAGGAACUCAGCCGUCAAGAAAAUACUGUGGAAAAUCUGGCGGCAUGCUGCAAGUCUUCACGACCUCUUGGGUCAGGCUUGGUGCUGUCAAUGCAAGCAUUUGCAUCGCGCUUGUCUACUCUUACACCAUGAGACAAAUGUGAAGCGUAUCGAGUUUAGUAUCUGCUUCCUAUACGCUCCGAACCUGGUCGCUGAUCGUUGCCCAUGGAGAUGGAAAGAGGUGAAUGCCCAGCAUAUCAACCACGACAUCUCAGAAUCAAACAUGUCCUUAGAGGUAUUUCAGAACUUUAUGCCACAAUCACCGGUUCCAAAACCGCCUUCUAAAUCUUCAAUGCGGGAUCCAAACCUUUCAACACUACCUUCUCGUCCGAGAGUCAGCUGGACCAACACACCGCCUCCCGUAGUGGACUCGACACCACGAGCCACGGGGCCCACAGUGAUUACUGACCUGUGCUCCACUAUAGCUUCCUGUGAUCCUGCUAGUAAUAUCUUUGGACUCCUAGAAGGCGACGAGGACUCAUAUAUCCUUCAGCGAGGAGCGAAGACGAAACCGCCCGGACAAGCAUAUCAAACGGUGUCUCUCGAGAGCCUGUUGAACAGAAGCUCUGGUUUUCUAUUGGACCACGUCGUCGGCAAGACCAGUCAGUCACUCUCCUCACUUCAUCACUUGGGCCCCUCGCCGACCGAAGAAAACGCACUCACCGUCACCGUCGCCGUCCCCGGCGCCGGCAAAGGCGGUCUCGGCGCGCAGACCCGCCCCGCCCUCCCAUCUUCUCCUCGCCUCGCCGCCCGCACGGAAUCCAAGAUCGCGCCCGUGGUCGAGUCGAUCAGAAAAUUUUCAUUUCGGCACCGAUGCGCGAAUUGUGGAACUCGAUCGCAAUGA